GUGAUGUCCUACUCAUUCAGUCAGCUCUAAGCGAAAAAGUUGGAAAUUACAUUCAUAACAUGGCAACAUUUAUCAGUGGUCUUAUCAUAGGUUUUGUUAACUGCUGGGAAAUUGCGCUCAUUACGUUAGCAACCGGUCCUUUCAUUGUUGCUGCUGGAGGCAUAUCGAAUAUAUUUCUCCACAGACUUGCUGAAAAUAUUCAAGAUGCAUAUGCUGAAGCAGCCAGCAUUGCUGAACAGGCGGUCUCUUACGUUAGGACUUUGUGUGCUUUUACGAAUGAAACUCUUGCAAAAUACUCUUAUGCAACUUCUCUCCAAGCAACUCUGAGAUAUGGUAUAUUGAUUAGUCUUGUGCAAGGACUCGGACUUGGAUUUACUUAUGGGCUUGCUAUAUGUUCAUGUGCUAUGCAACUUUGGAUUGGUCGGUUCUUUGUUAUUCAUCAUAGAGCAAACGGUGGAGAAAUCAUAACAGCCCUUUUUGCUGUUAUUUUAAGUGGGCUGUAA
Messenger RNA from Camelina sativa (false flax), 503 nucleotides. The record is from RefSeq and is a predicted model, not a curated record. NCBI's taxonomy places the organism in Eukaryota, Viridiplantae, Streptophyta, Magnoliopsida, Brassicales, Brassicaceae.